This is a messenger RNA of Suillus paluster, 3039 nucleotides long. Its product is annotated as Lon protease C-terminal proteolytic domain-containing protein. Bases 55 to 2751 code for a protein of 898 amino acids. Gene Ontology annotation, molecular function: ATP binding; ATP hydrolysis activity; serine-type endopeptidase activity. The record is from RefSeq and is a predicted model, not a curated record. Gene Ontology annotation, cellular component: peroxisomal matrix. The transcript has 11 exons. Gene Ontology annotation, biological process: protein catabolic process; protein processing; protein targeting to peroxisome. NCBI's taxonomy places the organism in Eukaryota, Fungi, Basidiomycota, Agaricomycetes, Boletales, Suillaceae.
CGUGUAUAUAAUAUCCACCUCCCACUAACACCGACUCACUCAUUCACUCACACCAUGGUCAGAUCAUCACUACCAGUUCUUUUACUUCCUCAUCCUUUAAUUUUAAUUCCGACUGCUCGUAUUACGAUUCAAAUAAGUCGUACUUUAGCUGAUUCUAUACUAACACUCUUGGAUGAAUCAGAUAAACCACUCCUCGCUGUUAUCCCAACACCUUCAGAACACAAUUCAGAAAUCACACACGGAACAGCUGCCCGCGUAGCUCGUCUAGUCAGACCAAGAUCACUUUCUUCUCCCAACCUUCUCUCACUCUACGGCCUCGCUCGUAUUCGUCUCUCUUCUCCACCAGAUACAAAUUCACCAGACACUCUUCCUCUCCAUGAUGUCAUUUACUCUUCCGGUGAUGGAACCCCCUCAAGAGAAACAGUAGAAACAUUCAAAGACGCCGCUCUCACACUCCUCGACCGUCUCGCAAAGGAUUCCCUCCAGCCACAACGCAGAGACGACUGGUUAAGAGUAGCUGCAAUGGUAGAAGAUAUCUCAGAACAACGCGCUGCGUGGAUGGCAGACGUACUCGUAGCAGCAGUAUCUCCUCAAUACCCCGAUAAACUCGCAUUCCUGGCUGCUACAGACGUAGAAGACCGUCUCCGCCGUGCUACAGAACUAUUCAUCAAACAAUCCUCCAUUCAAGAAGUCUCAAAGAAGAUAGCAACAGCCGUAGACGAAUCUCUUUCUCGUCAACAGAAAGAAUACUUUCUCCGCCAACAACUAGCAGCCAUCCAACGCGAGUUGCAUAGUCUACAUGACUCUCCUGCUACAGCCGGUCCUGGAUUCGGUACAGGCGGGGCUAACAGCGAGUUGGACGAUGACGACCAGGCGGAUGCAGAUGACCUCGCUGAUUUGCGUCGCAAGAUAGAGGCUCUUGACGUUGGUUCAGAGGAACGUAAAGUCGGCGUUCGUGAGUGGAGGAGGCUCAAGAGAAUUCCACAGGGAAGCGUCGAGAAUGGCGUCAUCCGUUCAUACUUGGAAUGGCUCACCAGCGUCCCUUGGCCAUCCACUACAACCAUAACACCUCUCGACGUAUUAAAGGACCACAGUUUCCUCACCAGAGCACGCGCACAACUGGACGCAGACCAUUAUGGCCUCGACCAAAUCAAACGCCGUCUCAUGGAAUACCUCGCAGUCGUGCGUUUACGCGCUAUCGCAGAUGCUUCGGCUGAACCCACCUCAACGGAUCUCGUCAAAGCGGACUCUCCCCCACCCCCACCGAAGAACAAAGGCGUCAAAGGUCCCAUACUCCUGUUCGUAGGUCCCCCAGGAACGGGAAAAACUUCCCUCGGACAAUCGAUCGCAAAGGCUCUAGGAAGACCCUUCCAACGGAUAUCACUGGGUGGCGUUAGGGACGAAGCCGAGAUCCGCGGACACCGGAGAACAUACGUCGCUUCUGGACCUGGAGCUAUCGUUCAGGCGUUGCGUAAAGCCGGUCGAAACGAUCCCGUUAUUUUAUUGGACGAAGUGGAUAAAGUAGGACACAGCAAUUUUCACGGCGAUCCUGCAGCUGCGCUUCUAGAGGUGCUUGAUCCGGAACAGAAUCAUUCCUUUAAUGAUCAUUAUAUCAACGUACCCAUAGAUCUCAGUCAAGUCCUCUUCAUAUGCACGUCCAAUACGCUGGAAACGAUAAGUGCGCCUUUGUUAGAUCGAUGCGAGGUGGUCGAGUUGUCAGGCUACACAUACGACGAGAAAACCCACAUCGCCAAACGCUUCCUCCUCCCCAAGCAAAUCCGCGCCAACGGACUCUCAGACAGCCAACUAACCCUAAGCGACGGGGCCCUGUUACACGUAGCCACCAUGUACACGCGCGAAGCGGGCGUAAGGAGUUUAGAGCGUGCCAUCGGGGCUGUUGUCAGGUUCAAAGCCGUAGAAUGGGCCGAGUGGUUAGAUGCGCGGGGUGUGCAGGGUGGAGAGAGGACUAUUGUUACUAAAGACGAACAGGGGACUGUCACCGCUAAAGACAGGAACGGAAAAGACACAGAAUGGCGCUCAACAGUCGAACCCCACGAACUCGAAGCUAUCCUCGGGAUCCCCCGCUUCGACAUCGACGAACUCGACCGGGAAGAAAAACCAGGAAUUGUAUAUGGACUCGUCGUAACAGGCAUGGGCGAAGGCGGGAUUCUCCCCGUUGAAAGCACCGCUCUCCCCGGUACAGGCCGUCUCAAACUCACAGGGAGCUUAGGAGAGGUAUUGAAAGAGAGCGGGGAGAUCGCAUUGAGUUGGGUGAAGACCCAUGCGUUUGAGUUGGGGAUUACGAAUGGGAGGGGGGUGGAUCCUUUGAAGGCUAUGGAGGGGAUGGGGGAGGGCAAGGGGGUGGAUGUACAUUUGCAUUUGCCAGCUGGGGCACAGAGGAAGGAUGGGCCGAGUGCUGGGAUUGCUAUGAUAUGCGCGUUCGUAUCUCUUCUAACCGGGCUGUGUGUCCCCAAGGAUAUCGCAAUGACAGGAGAGAUAACUCUCCGAGGCCGCAUAACCCCCGUAGGCGGCGUCCGCAUGAAAGUCCUCGGCGCGCACCGCGCCCAAAUCCGUAAAGUCAUCCUCCCCUACGCCAACCGCAAAGACGUGGAGCAUGACGUUGCGCUAGAGGUUAGGAGAGAGAUGCAGUUUUUCUUUGUGAGGACUAUUGAUGAAGCUUUGGAGGCUGCGUUUGGGAGGGGGGUGUUGGGGUGGAGGAGGGAGACUGUUUUGUUGGAGAGUAGGCUUUAGGGGUAGGUGCGCGCUUUCGAUGUUUGUCAGUUUCGAUCUUAUCGCUAUGUAUUCCUUUUGUACCAAGUUUCUGUAUUAUACCGUAUAUCCUGAUUCGUGAAUAUGCCUAGACUGAUUGUGAUUACGAAGGAUGAUAACUAGUAGUGGAAUAGGAAGAGGAUACUUGGGAUCGCCUUGCGCCAACAUUUGUGCAGGAGGUUAAACAAACAUAUCCUCGUAAAUGUAGUACGACGUGGUUGGUCCGGUCCCGGUGCAAUGUACAUUGAAGACAAAACGUCAAGUUGGUCG